AAUCCCGAGUCCCGUCCGCGAGCCGUCAGUUCGUCGCUCGAUCUCGCGCGAGCCGUACUUCAGUCUCUCACUUGCUUAUAUACCUUCACGCGCAGUGUCUAUAUCGUACACCUCUAUCACUCGUGCGUAUACAGAUCGCCGCUAAAAAUCUAAAAGUCUCAAGCUAUACGCUCACGAAAAGAGAGAGAGAGAGAGGACAGAAGGCUCUCGAUCAGCUGAUUUUUCGGAUUUUCCACGCGCGCGCGCGCGCAUCCUUUCGCAGGGGGAGUCAAGGUCGGAUUGGACCAAGGCCGGGGGAGGCUGUGAUACCAGUCGUGCAUAGAGUCGAAGGAUUUUGAGCACUUGCUGAGCGAGAACAGUUGUUUCGUUUUUUUUUCUGUUGAGUUUCGUUGCGUUCGGUUCUUCACCGCUGCGGUGACGGAGAUUCUUUGAGAGAAGAGGAGACACAGAGACAUGGCUACCUACGCGGCUUACAGGCACGUCGAGCUCGACAAUGUCGGAUAUGGAAAGAAGAGGGUGCUGAAGCCCCCAGGCGGCGGCAGCAGCGACAUCUUCGGCGCCGGUGGCGAGGUGAACAGUCCUCGCCGUGCCAAGCACCACAACCAGUCCCAGCUUGGCUCAAACUUCUUCGGCAACGGCGAGUCCCAGCCGUCGUCCAACGGCAGCAGCGCCCCGGAAACGCCUCGCAGCAACAAGCCUGGUAAUGACUCGUACAAACGACUCUUCGGUCCUCCCGAUGCCCGUCCACCCUCGACCCCAAACUCGAAAAAUCACAUGCGCAGCAACAUUGCGCUAAGCAGCGCAUCGAGCACAGAGCCGAACUCGCCGAGCAGAAACGGCACUGCAUUAUCGCACAGCAGUAGCAAUGGGAGUAUGAGUAACGGAAGCAGCAAUGCACAUUUGGCCAAUGGUAAUGGAUACCAUCACAACGACGUUGUCGCAUUUAGGAGAAUCAAGCGAUUUCGAGGAUCGUCCUGCAUGCCGCGCAACCCGGUCACCGGAGACGGAGUCGACGUUAAGCCUCAUGCGUCGAGGCGCAUCGUACGCAGGAGCAGAGAUGGCAACCCAGUGACAGGAGCCGGCUACGAACAGCCGCUCGCCCAGCAGAACGGCAACGCCAACGGAGGCGGCAGCAGCGCCAGCAGCGACAAGUCCAGCACCGAUUCCUCGCCCUCGGCCAACUCUAACGUACCACGAAUGAAGAACCGCGUGCCACCAGGUGGUUUCUCAUCCGGCCUCUGGUAAACAGUAGCAGCAGCAGAGCCGUCCUUUCGCAACACACCGGCCCCGGCGAACGAAGAGGAUCCCUCUUAUACACACAUCCUUAUGUCUUUUGUUCUCACAAUGAGUUUUUUUUUAAUUUUCAUUUUGCGUCCAUACGUCCUGUUAUGAAAAUUCGUCUUUUGUGCGUGUGUAACGUGAAAAUUGCGCGAUCGAAAUCGAUUUGGUUUUAAUGAGUGAAGCGACUUAGAGUACUUAAGGAGGGACGAACACUACGAUACUGGAUUGUAUAUGCGAUUUCUAUGGUGUAUACCCCCGUGUCUACGUGUGUAGUAUGGCGCGCGAGAUUUCAUUAUAGUCGAAAGUGACCGAGUGUAGAGGAUGAGAAUCCUGUUGUAUUUCUUUUUUUUAUCGUGAUGAUUCGAUUGAGAAAAUUGGAGUCGAAAGAUCCAUGGAAGUGAGAACUGACGAGAGAGAGAGAAAAAGAGUGAAGUUUUUGAGAACGCAAUAAAAGUUAUUGAUGAUUUUUUUCUAGAAAAAAAAUAAGCAGUUUCUUGUGUUUCCUUCCCGAAUACUUCUUCGUUCUCCUCAUUCGCCGAGGCCGGUAUACAACGACGGCACAAUUCCCGGGCGAGAAUUUAUUUCUUUCCUACAACUAAUACACCCAACACAUAAUUUCGUUCUGUUUUUUUAUACAAGUGAACGCGUGGUUCGGAGCGUCAUCCCUGGAGUUUGCGAAAUUUUGAUCCCCGAUACCUAAUCUCCCCCCCCCCCCAACAUAGUGUAUCCCUUUUUUUAACCCGUGUAUUAAUCUCUGAUGCGAACCAAAAAGAAUCGAUACGAGAAAUGAAUAUUCUUUAAUUAAAGUAUAUAAUAAAUAAAUGUAUCUUGUAAUGGAAGCAAAGCAAAGCAAAUCGAUAAGUAAUUAUAUAUGCUCUUUCGACUUAAAAGCUGUGUAUGUAUCUAUGACGAUUCAACAAGUUUUAGAUUACGUCUUAACAUAGAACAGUUGAAGAGAUCAAACAAAUUUGAGCAAAAAAAGAAAUUGUAUAUUUAUAGAAUUAUAUAUCUGUGCUUUUCUUUUUUUCGAGAGGAAAAAAAUUGAUUAAUAAACAUAAAAAAGUGCACCGUAUGGAAAACAUCAAGUCAAGGAAAAGUGCUUUCUUAAUCUCCGUGCCUUUAACACUAAUAUUAUUAUUAUUAUUAUUACAAUUAAUUAUUACUAUCAUAAUUAUUAUUAUUAUUAAUCAAUUAAUUAUUACAAUCAUUUAUCGUGUACUUUCGCUGACUACUCGAUAAUUCAACGUUUAUUCAAGUAAAUAGAAGACGAGAAAGAACAAUAUACAAGCAUGAAUAAUGUGUAAGAUCGCAUAAUACUAUACUACUAUACUUCACAACUAUUGAAAACGACAAAAAAAGUAAUCCUACAUUCAUUAUCGUCAUUUAUCACUAUCAUUGCUAGCAUCGUUAUUAAGAUUGUCAUUCAUUUCAAAUUCAAUCGAUUUUCUACAUUUAUCAAAAUUCAUACAAGCCCCGAUAGAUGAAAAAAGUAGUUUCAUCUCGUAUCUUGUAGGUACUUUAUAACUUUUGAUUUCACUCUAAGCUAACCAUUUUUUUCACUUAGCUUCAACAAAACAUGGCGAAAGCACAAUGCGUUACCAUAUUUAUUUCACCGCGAAAUCUAAUAUUAAUAUCGGUACCACGCAAAAAAUCAGCACGCCUACGUUUUUCUUUUCUUCAUAAAUAUUAUAAUAUAUUCUAUACUUUGUGGUAGUCUCUCCUCGAAAAGUUGUAGUUUACAGACUUACCUUGAGCUUUUACAUUCUUCGAGCAGAGAAAAACAAAAAAUUCAUGCAAUUGUCUUUCGUGUGCGUAAAAGAUAUUACGUCCUUUAUUUGUACAUCGCGUUUCGUCACAUUCUCGUGAAAUAGCCUUUUUGUACUAUGGUAUUGAUAAAUAAAAUUUUGUAAGCGAUA
Molecule: messenger RNA, 3197 nt
Organism: Nasonia vitripennis (jewel wasp)
Lineage: Eukaryota; Metazoa; Arthropoda; Insecta; Hymenoptera; Pteromalidae
Gene: Jupiter
Product: microtubule-associated protein Jupiter
Exons: 5
Coding region: 454-1245 (263 amino acids)
Cellular component (GO): nucleus
Source: RefSeq, a predicted model, not a curated record